AAAUUAUCUGGAAGGAGUUGUUUAUCGAAAAUCUGUAAUUUAUUAUAUAAAUAUGCAACCAAUAUAAUAAUUUUGAUUAUUAAUAUUUGAAUCUUAUAAAUGUCCCUUAAGAAGUAAACCUGAGUUUUGUUGGUGCAUCUUUUCCCCAGGAACACAUAAUGAAGUUUCUAACGACUCUACUUAUACCCUUUUUACACUUAACAUAUGUAUUUGGAGCUCCAUCAUCGACAGAAAGUUGGGUAGCCACAUCCACCAAGUCUCCAUCUACAAAUAAUUUUAUUGGAAGAGAUGAAUGCCAGAAUGCUCCGGAUGUGCCAAAAAUUUAUUCCAUGAAAGUUAACAGCAAUGUGACCAAUCGUUUUGCCACAACUCGCAUCGUGAGUAAGGUAAAAAAUUGCGAUGUUAAGCCUCAUGAAGCCACAUUUUCCGUGGUUCUACCAGAUACAGCCUAUAUUAAUGGUUUCAUUAUGGAAAUAGACGGCAAAAAGUAUGAAGCUUAUAUAAAGGAAAAAGAAGAGGCUAAAAAAGUAUACGAUCAGGCUGUUUCCAGAGGACUUGCAGCAGGCCAUGUAGCCAUCAAUGCAAGGGAUUCCAACAAAUUUACGGUUUCUAUCAAUAUAAUGCCAGAAAGUAAAGCAAUAUUUUAUUUGACAUAUGAAGAGUUAUUAUCAAGACAGAAAGGGUUGUAUGAUAUUGUGAUCAACUUGCGUCCAGGACAACCAGUGGAUGAAAUGGAAGCCCAGGUGAACAUAAAUGAAACUAGGCCAUUAACUACAGUUAUAACUCCUUCUUUAAGAUCUGGUAACGAGUUAACCAAAAACAACGAAAUAGUUGAACCAAAAGCGGAAAUUAAAUACAUAGGAAAGAAUUCAGCAAAAGUUAUAUUCAAGCCUGAUAUAAUACAGCAAAAGGAAUUUGCGAAAGAAUUGGGAACAGAAGAAGAAAAUGGGUUCGUAGGACAAUUUGUUGUUCAGUAUGAUGUUGAGAGAGAUGCACAGGGUGGAGAGCUUCUAUUUGCAGAUGGUUACUUCGUUCACUUCUUUGCUCCCAAAGAUGUAAAACCAGAACCGAAAAAUAUAAUAUUUGUCUUGGAUACUAGCGGAAGUAUGUGGGGUACUCCAAUAAAUCAACUGAAAGAAGCUAUGAACGGUAUUUUGAAUGAACUACAUGCUGAAGAUUCCUUCAAUAUAAUCCAAUUCAGUAGUGGGGUCACCGUAUGGGAUGUAAGCAAUUCGAAGAGCCAAUAUCUGAAUUUUCCUGAGGAGAUUCUGUAUAAGGCUGAAACUUUACCUGGAACUUUCGAGGCGUCCGAGGAAAACAUUAGGAAAGCUAAACAAAGUGUUAAUUCAUUUUCUGCCUCAGGACUAACUAAUAUAGAUGCAGCUUUAAGAAUAGCUCUGAAAUUACACUCAAAUAACAAGGAAAAAGACGAAAGACAACCUAUCAUAAUGUUUUUGACAGACGGCCAAGGAACAGGUGUUCGAUCUGAUGUCACCCUAUCUAGAGUUAGCGAAGAGAACACUGACGGUAUACCAAUAAUUUGUGUUGCAUUUGGGGAAAGAGCUGAUAUGGAUUUCUUAGAAAAACUGUCUCUCAGAAAUCAUGGUUUCACCAGGCAUAUUUAUACAGGAGCAGAUGCAGCCAUCCAACUCAAAUCAUUUUACGAAAUCAUUUCUACUCUUCUACUCAACAAGAUAACUUUCAAAUAUGCCUCAGGAAACGUUUCAGAAGUUACAAAAUCGAUUUUCCCAACCUUGUUCAAGGGAGCAGAGCUUGUGGUUGCUGGCAAAUAUAGGACACCAGCGAUAGAUCCAGGAUUUUAUCCAGGAAAAUCUGUGUUAGAUUUGUCACCCAUGGUGAAUUGCUUUUCCAAAUCAGUACCAAGAGAAUUCAAACCUUUGCCAGCAAGAUCUUUGGGAAGCUUGGAAAAACACUGGGCUUAUUUGACUCUGAAACAGAUUUUGAAAGAAAGAGAUGUUAGUGAUAAAAAAGAAGAAUUGACCAAAAGAGCUCUUGAUUUGGCACUCAAGUAUUCAUUCGUAACCCCCGUUAGUUCUUUGGUUGUAGUGAAGCCGAAUGGGACAAAAUCUGAAGCAGAUUUGAAAGAUGCCUACAAAACACCACAUUGGGGAACAUCUUCAUAUUCAACAUCUGGAGUCAAAUUUUCUCCGAGUUCAUACGGGACAAACUUUUUGUACACUAGGUAUUAUGAUUCACCUUCACGCAGAAGAAUAUCUCCGUCCAACUAUGUUCCACAAUUAUCUUCAACAUUGUACCUGAGAAACUAUGAUCUGCACAUGACAACCCCAGCAUACAGAAAUUCCAUUAUUGAUGGACUGCCAAUCCUAAGUAAUUCCAAUACUGAUUUCCUAAAAAAAGUUGAAAAAAUGAAGAAGGAACUAACCUGGUUCAACGAUGCGUACAAUGCUGAAAAUGCAACGAUUGAUUUGAAGACUCUAGGAAAAUUCUCAAUUGGAAAUGAACACCAAAUCACGAAACCAUAUGCGGAAUGUCCAAAAACACCGCUGAAUGGAAAAGGACAUUGUGUUCUUCUGGGUGACUGUCCACAAGUUUAUCCCCUACUCGAUUCCUUGACAUCCUAUAUUCAAUUCUUCUGUCCACUUGAAAAAUUCGCAGGGGUAUGUUGUCCUACAACAAAUACGACGAAGAAAACCUAGUAACUAUUAUACUUUUUACCAAUCUGAAAUACAUAGUUUUUUCUA
Harmonia axyridis is the source of this 2723-nucleotide messenger RNA. RefSeq names its product inter-alpha-trypsin inhibitor heavy chain H4-like. Lineage: Eukaryota; Metazoa; Arthropoda; Insecta; Coleoptera; Coccinellidae. Bases 159 to 2678 code for a protein of 839 amino acids. The record is from RefSeq and is a predicted model, not a curated record. The transcript has 16 exons.